Messenger RNA from Fusarium fujikuroi IMI 58289, 990 nucleotides. RefSeq lists its product as uncharacterized. The transcript has a single exon. Lineage: Eukaryota; Fungi; Ascomycota; Sordariomycetes; Hypocreales; Nectriaceae. The record is from RefSeq and is a predicted model, not a curated record. The coding region runs from base 1 to 990 and encodes 329 amino acids. Gene Ontology annotation, molecular function: hydrolase activity.
AUGGGCUACCACGGUCGUUACACCACAGAGAAGGUGACCUAUCCAUCUCACGGGGAGACCAUCGCCGGCAUCCUGUAUAUGCCCAAAGACGUGGCCAACCCGCCCGGCGUCGUCGUUCUCGGCCCAUACUCAUUUGUCAAGGAACAAGCCCCACUGCAGUAUGCCACACGACUUGCCGACGAAGGCUAUGCCGCUCUAAUCUUUGACCCACGCACGGUCGGCGAGAGUACCGGCCAGCCGCGGCGUCUAGAGAAUCCUAAGAUGAAGAACGAAGACGUCGUCUCUGGCCUUGACUACCUUGCUGGCAGAGGCGACGUAGAUGCAAAGAGAUUGUUCCUCGUCGGUGUCUGCCAAGGCGGUCCUGAGUGCCUAGACGUUGCAUCGUACGAUGAUCGAGUCGUCGCUGUGGCUUCCGUGACAGGGUACUAUCGCGACCAUGAGACUGACGUCUGGAUGAUCUGCACUGGCUGCGUCAACAUCGAACCCGGGGUCGACGUUGGGUCGUUGAAGAUGCCUACGCCUGAGCAAGGGGAGGCGCUAUAUCAGGCACGCAUCGAGCGAGCUAAAAAGGCUAAAGAGCUGUACGAAGAAACAGGCCAAGUCAUCUACCAACCGCUCGUCGAUCCGAAAGCCGCAGACCCAGAUGUUGGUUCACUGGCUGGUCUUCCGGGUCCCGUCGCGUGGACCUGGUACGGUCCGUGGACUUUGAAGGGAUUUGAGAACCGAUACGCCGUUAUGAGUGACUUGGAUCACUUUGGCUAUUCAACCGUACCUGGGGUAGCCAAACUCACUAAGCCGGCUUUGGUUAUUCAUGGAGACAAUUGCAUGAAUGCGCCUGCAGCCAAGAGGCAUUUCGAGUCGAUCCCGGCCGAGAAGAAGAAAUUGAUUUGGGAUAACGGUGUUUCGCAUUUCCAACAUUACGAUCAGCCAGAUGUUGUGGACAGUAACAUUGGUGAGAUUGCGGCUUGGUUCAGUCAGGUAGAGGCGUAA